CUCUCCCCUCACUGGUAAAUCUGCCCUGUCAUGUUAAGCUUCAGCAUAAGGGAAAUGAGACAACACUCUCACUUCCCAUUUGAUUUAGCUGAGAAACAUCGGGAGAGAAGGCGAGGGAGUCAAAUAUAAAGACUGGCUCACAGGUCAAAGAGGACACAGCAACUCUAAACUCGUUUGAGGAGGCAGCUUUUGUUUACCAGCUGUAUAACAAGACAUCAACAAGGAACUACCCCACAGACAUGGAGACAGUCAACUCAGCACGGAAAGAUGAUAUGCAGAACCCUGGCAGUGAUUUGUCAGAACAGAUAAAAGCAGCGACUAAAGAGAUCCAUGUCAGGGCAGAAAACACCCAACUGAUGCUGAGCUAUCAGAAGGGACAGAUAACUCUUCCGCAGUACAAGCUUCUUCUGUGUUCCCUCUACGAGAUCUACAAAGCACUGGAAGAGGAGAUGGACAGAAAUGCUUCCCACCCAGGUGUCGCACCGAUAUACUUCCCCCAGGAACUGGCCCGACUGGAGACACUAGAGAGAGAUCUGGAACACUUCUUUGGACAGGAGUGGCGAAAGAGAGUCAUCAUUCCUGCUGCAACACACAGAUAUACACAGAGACUUCGCAAGAUUGGUGAAGGCAAUCCUAAAUUGCUGGUGGCCCACGCCUACACCCGUUACCUAGGUGACCUGUCAGGAGGACAAAUUUUGGGGAAGAUUACCCAGAAAUCAAUUGGGUUAAGCAGCGGAGAGGGACUGUCGUUUUUCUCCUUCCCCGGAGUGUCAAGCCCUAACCGCUUCAAGCAGCUGUACAGGAGCAGAAUGAACAGCAUCGAGCUGACCAAGGAGGAGAGGGAGGGGGUGCUGGAGGAGGCUAUCAUGGCCUUCGAACUCAACAUCCAGGUCUUCAAUGAUCUACAGAAAAUGUUGAGUGUCACAGAGGAAGCCUAUGGGGACCAAGAAAAGGCCAAGACGUCAGCUAUCAUCCCCUCUUUGUCCAUCGUGCAGUUGUCACUGGGUAUUUGUGUUGCUUUAGCAACAGUCGGGAUGGGUAUCUAUGUAUUCUAAAGCCUUGAAUUAAGUCCUUAAAUAAUGUUUAUGUAGUUGACAGAAUCACUUCAGUAAUCAUGACCACCUAAGGGUGUGUGCACUUACAGCACUUUGUCAUGACUGUACUUUUUUAAAUGCUUAAGGCAAUCUUACAAUGAAAAUUGACAUGCUGUAUUAAUUGCAAUUCUGUGUACAUAGUAUGUUUCAUUAAAGAUUAUGCACACCAUUUCAACAUUAGAAAUGUCUAAAUAAAGAAGUUUGCUUUUUAUUUUCAA
Molecule: messenger RNA, 1312 nt
Organism: Salmo salar (Atlantic salmon)
Lineage: Eukaryota; Metazoa; Chordata; Actinopteri; Salmoniformes; Salmonidae
Product: heme oxygenase
Biological process (GO): heme oxidation; response to oxidative stress; heme catabolic process
Molecular function (GO): heme binding; heme oxygenase (decyclizing) activity
Source: RefSeq, a predicted model, not a curated record